Messenger RNA from Zygosaccharomyces rouxii, 1311 nucleotides. RefSeq names its product M20 family metallo-hydrolase. The record is from RefSeq and is a predicted model, not a curated record. Gene Ontology annotation, molecular function: hydrolase activity, acting on carbon-nitrogen (but not peptide) bonds, in linear amidines. The transcript has a single exon. The coding region runs from base 1 to 1311 and encodes 436 amino acids. NCBI's taxonomy places the organism in Eukaryota, Fungi, Ascomycota, Saccharomycetes, Saccharomycetales, Saccharomycetaceae.
AUGGUGAUCCCAAUAGUAGACACUCUUUGUAUUCAAUCCGGUAGAUUAAAUCAAAAGAUUAUCGAAACGGGGAAGCUUUUUGGUUCUAUUGCCCGCUGGGGAACAGAAGAGCACCAGUUCGGGAUGAGAAGACUUGCAGGUACGGCUGUGGAUGGAGAAAUGAGAAAUUGGUUUGUUGAACAAUGCAAAUCCUUGGGCUGUAAGGUAAACAUUGAUGAAAUUGGUAAUAUUUUUGCAAUUUUUGCAGGCAAGAAUAAAGGUAAGCCCACAGCAAUGGGCUCUCACCUUGAUACACAGCCUGAAGCAGGGAAGUAUGAUGGCAUUCUGGGAGUUUUGGCUGGUUUAGAGGUAUUGAGAACUUUCAAGGAAAAUAAUUACGUUCCUAACUACGAUGUGUGUGACAUAUGUUGGUUUAAUGAAGAAGGUGCCCGCUUUUCUCGCUAUUGUAUGGGAUCAAGUGUAUGGGCACAUAAUUUAAGCUUGAAAGAGGCAUAUAAAAUCAAAUCAAUCACUGACACAGUUCCAGAAACAGUUUAUGAGUCCUUGAAUAAUAUUGGCUACUUGGGUUCAGCGCCUGCAAGUUACCUUGAGAAUGAAAUUGAUGCUCACUUUGAGUUACAUAUUGAGCAAGGCCCCGUUCUAGAAGACGAAAAAAAGAAAGUUGGUAUAGUCACUGGGGUUCAAGCAUGUUACUGGGAGUUAUUCACGGUCAAAGGAGAUGCUAGCCAUGCAGGGACAACCCCGAGAAGAUUAAGAAGAGACGCUAUGUUAAUGGCUUCAAGGAUGAUAUUGAAAGCGGAAGAAAUUGCAGAAAAAAGAGGAGGCUUGUUUACCUGCGGCGUAAUCGAUGCUAAACCUUAUUCGGUUAACAUCAUUCCCAAUGAAGUAUCAUUCACGUUAGAUUUCAGGCAUGUGUCUGAUCAAAUUUUGGCCGAAAUGCUCUCAGAAACAAAGGCUGAGUUUGACAUAUUAGUUGAGGACAACCGCAAUGGUCCCUUGAGCUGGACGUCGAAAGUGUUAGUGAGUACACCAGUCGUUAAAUUCAAUGAAAAAUGUAUUGAGUGUGUGACAAAAGCAACGCAAAGUUUAUUCGAAACAAACGAUGUAAGAGAAAUAUGGUCGGGAGCUGGUCAUGACUCAUGCCAAGUUAAUUUUCGUGUCCCAACUUCGAUGAUAUUUAUUCCUUCUAAGGACGGAGUAUCCCAUAAUUAUUAUGAGUUUUCAUCACCACAAGAAAUUGAAAAUGGCUUCAAAGUAUUAUUAAAAACACUCAUGAACUAUGAUUCCUAUAGGUCAGAGAGAGGGUAUUGA